Molecule: messenger RNA, 3347 nt
Organism: Triticum dicoccoides
Lineage: Eukaryota; Viridiplantae; Streptophyta; Magnoliopsida; Poales; Poaceae
Product: disease resistance protein RPS2-like
Exons: 2
Coding region: 161-997 (278 amino acids)
Biological process (GO): singlet oxygen-mediated programmed cell death; response to singlet oxygen
Cellular component (GO): thylakoid membrane
Molecular function (GO): ADP binding
Source: RefSeq, a predicted model, not a curated record
CCAGCGGAUCAUCAGGGUCGCGUUCGGCUUCUGGAGAAAGGCCGCACGUAUCGCAUCAGCACCGCUCGCCUCCAUUCAGCCGAAGGUACACGAGCUGAUUUCUUGUGACUCCAGGCGCAACCCAAGCACAAGGGCUGACAAAAUAGGAGGUGUGCCGGCCAUGGCGUCCUACUGCUGUUUUAGGAAAUCAAGGACUCGUUUGCCAAGCUUUACUGUACCACGGUAUCGGUUGAUAACGCUCCAAGACAUGCUUUGCCUGAUUCUUCGUCCAGAAGGUGAAGUGGUUGCCAUCGAGGGCAUUGGCGGCUUGGGAAAGACAUGGGCGGCAAAAGAGGCAUUUGAAACCGCAAGGAACUCUAAUCGCUUUGAUACCUAUAUCUGGGUUUCAUUGUCUACAAGUUGUAGUCUGAGACGGUGCACUGAGAAGAUUGCCACAUGUCUUUUAAUUGACAUUGGUGCAGAACUGUUAUCGUCGAGAAUUAGGGUGAUGAUCAAGGAGCAUCUCACGAGACGAAAGUUCUUGUUGGUUCUCGACAAUGCUUAUUUUGUCGAGGAAAACAUCUUAGGGAAAUUGGGGAUUCCAUGUCCUCGAGAGCAGAGUUUAGGUUCAAAGGUCAUUGUGACCACAAGAACCGGGAGGACAGUUUCAGUCAUGGAUCCAGCUAUACUUAUAUCGCCAAAACCACUCACAGAUCAGGCCUCAUAUGACCUACUGCGCGAGAAGAUCGGCAAGGAUAUUGAUCUGGAGUUAGUUGACAACUGUUUUGGCAUGCCAUUGUCGAUUAUCUUACUGGCUGGGGCACUGUGUGAUAUGCCUGCACAAGAGUCGAGCAAGUUAAUAAGUGAAGCUUAUGUGGCUCUAGGACCCAAGAUAUCAGUGUUCACCACAAUGGUUCGCCUUGUAAAGUUUUGUUACCGUCGGCUUCCUAGUGAUACUGCCAGGCGCUGGUUCCUAUACUGCCUACUCUUCCCUGACGAUGAAGCAAUUCCUGUCUAAGACCUGAUCAUUUUAUGGAAGCUGGAUGGUAUCAUUCAAGAAGCUAGAGAUUCUCAUGAGGCUAACUAUUAUGGUGAGGAAAUUCUCCAUGUGCUUUUAAAGCAUGGUUUGAUUCAUUUUGAGGGUGACCAUCAUAUCCGCAUCCAUGAUGUCAUCAGAGAGACGGUAUCACAAGUUGGACGUGAGAAUGGCUAUGUGGAGCAGCCUGAAAAAUACCCCAACAAUGACAUUCCAUUUGAGUAUCUUCUUGCCAAGUUUGGCAGAAGGAUUUCCUUGAUGAACAACACAGUGAAGGAAGAACUCCGUGCAAGCCCAAGUCAUGAGUGCUUUUCAACUUCGACGCUACUUUUAAGAGGGAACCGCCAUAUGAGAAGUAUAUCGGAAGAAUUCUUUUGCCGCGUGGGAAUGCUUAGAGUGCUAGACCUGUCCUUCACUCCAAUCAGAACCCUUCCCCAGUCCAUUUCUCGUCUGUUUCACCUCCGGUUGCUGCUACUGGUUGGAUGUGGACACUUGGAGAGAAUUCAGCACAUAGGCUCGCUGGAGAUGCUGGAGGCACUGAGUGCAUCAGGUUGUGGCUCCCUAAAAAGGGUAGAAUGUGGAUCAUUUGACCGUAUGGGGUUGCUCAAGAUCCUCGACCUUUCGAGAACUUCUAUCGAAUGCUUGCCAUCCCUGGCUGCGUGCAUGGAGCUUAACCAACUUCUGCUACAAGAUUGCCCAUGCCUCAAGUUUGAGCAAACUACAGAAACAAACCACAAUUCAUGUGAUACAACAGCAUUUAUCAAGUUCCCUUAUGGAGUUUCAAAAACAGGUGCCGUCAGUAACCUCCAGAUAGGAGUAAGUAAGGAUCCGGUGGAUUGGAAGGCCAUGCUUUGGUUGCCGCGUGGACUUACUUUCGAGUUGUCUGACAGAUUUGGCAUGAGGGUCUCUCAAGAUGUAAACCAGGACGGAAAAACAUACAUUUAUUCAAGUCAGGCCAACUUCGCUCAGUCUUUGUCUUUGGACAAAGACUCUACACUGUGGUCAAACUGCUUUCGAAAGUUUCACAUAGUUAUCUCCCCUUUAAACUCUGACCAAACAAUGGACAAUGGCUUUGAAGUAUGGAGGACAAAAUUUUCUUUGAUGGACAGACAGUCAGGUGAUUUCGAUAGGGUUUUGGAGAUAAAAUGUGUCAGCAAUCCUGAUGAUCUCGAAGGGAUUCUUAGACACGCUGAGCUAAUAUCAUUAAAAAGUAUAACACUGACAAAUCUGGUAUGGACGCUGAAUACCGGAAGACUGACAGCAGCACAAGAACUUUGGGUAGAGGACUGUCACCAGCUGGAGAAUAUAUUCUUACUGGAAGAAGUGGCUACAAUGGUCAAAUUGCAGAAUAUAUGGAUCUCUAACAUGGAUAAUUUAGCAUACUUCUGCCAAGGGAUGGAAGAUUUGACUAGUUUCAGUUGUCUGAUGCACUUGCUCCUCGAUUGCUGUCCAAAACUGAACUUCCUCUUUCCUUCAUCCCUGCGCCUGCUGAAUCUUCGUAGCCUACAAAUAAGGUUCUGUGACAGCUUGGAGAGAGUGUUAGACGAAUCGGUCGCCACGGAACAUGCUCUUCCGAGGCUACAGUCGCUGCAGCUGUGGGAGCUUCCAGAGCUUAGCUGCAUCUGCGGAGGGGUCUUGCCGUCUCUCAAGGACUUGAAGGUGAAGGGCUGUGCGAAACUGAAGGGAAUCCCCAUUGGUGUCACUGAAAAUAACCCAUUCUUCGCAACGAUAAUAGGAGAAACGCAAUGGUGGAAUGAUUUAGUCUGGGUUGAUGGAAGUAUCAAGCGCUGGAUACUGUUUAGGAACUGGGGCCCCUUGCUACCGCAUUUUGCAACUGAAGGACGAACCUUCCAGGCUUCUCUUUUUUCCGGUGUUGGCGGUGAUGCCUCGCAAGGUGCUCAGAGUUGCUUUUCAGGUGUUGUCUGUUGUCUGUCAGGUAAGCUACUGACAGGAGGUGCAGUGGUGCCUCAGCGUAGCAUUUGGCGCCAGCGGCUCUUGAUAUCGUGACAUGACAUCAAAGGUGCGAUGCUCUUCGGCGGCGUUGUUGCGCUCCUCAACGUGCAAUGCAGUCAUCCCCAGGGUACUUGCUGGGCAAUCGGGGCUGUUUGUGCUCUCUGCUUUAUCUUGGGAGAGAUGGCUCAGAAAUUUCAGAGAGGAUCUUACUCUGGUUAUCCAGAGAGUACAAAAGCACUCGAAUAACUUCAAAGGUUGGAUACAACAUAAUUUGUAACACUUCCUGUACUCUCUGCAUACCUGUAAAUAUUCUCUAUGUACAUGUUUUUUUAAUUUAUAAAACUCUGCACUAUGAUCCUUUCCCUACUGUAUUUUGGCA